GGAUCACAUUCAGUCAGAUAAUCCUGAACUGACUCUAAGAGCUGCAGACAUGAAUCCAGGUGUGCUGCUGCUGUUUUUCGCAGGCUUUGCAUUUGGUGAAGAACCACCAGUAACGAAGCGGGAUGGAGAGACUGUGACCUUACAUCUGAACCAAACAGCGCAUCAGUCUAAGGACUAUCUGUGGACCUAUGGCCAGCAUCAACCGGUUUUAGCAAUAACCAUUGUCACCAAUGGACAAAUCACUCUUGUCAACGGGACCAGAUUUGGAAACAGGCUACAAACAAAUAUAGAAACGGCGUCAAUCACCAUCUCUAACCUCACCGUCAAUGACAGUGGCAUAUUUCUGGUUCAGGUUCUCACAGAAACAGGAACCCUGCUCCAAAGAUUUAACCUAACUGUCCACGAUAAUACAGUUAUUAAUGUUAAUGUUCUGGACGGGAACAACGUCACUCUGGAUCCUGGAAUAAAAGAGCUACAGAAACACCAUACUGUGAAGUGGACUAAGGGUCGAGACUUUGUUGGAACACUGAUCGCUCAGUGGAAGGACUUCAAGACUUUCAUCAAUGAAACCUUUAAGGAUGUUCUGCAGCUGAACGAGCACACUGGAGCUCUCACCUUUACCAGCGUGACAAGAGACCUGGCUGGGUACUACUGCGUGAAGAUGCUGAUUGGAAGCGAACUGUACAUCCUGAGGCAGUAUUUCAUCACGGUCUAUGAACUUGUUCCCAAACCACACAUCACACCAGCAAACGCAAGCAUCACAUAUCAGCUGGCAAAUGAUGGGAUCUGUUAUGCCAUUUGCUCAGUGAGGAAUGCGCCUGAAGUUACCUUGUCCUGGUACAAAGAAGAGAAGAAGUUGAAUGAGAGCCGCGACCCAGACAUCUCCGUCAACCUGACGCUGCCUCUGCAGAUCCAGAGUCAGCCUGAAGGCAUCUACAUCUGCAGAGCAGCGAACCCUGUCAGUGAGGAAACAGCAUCGCUCAACUCCACACAGUGGUGUCCACCUCACCGCUCAGAUCAUAAAACCUUAUUUUUGAUUGUUGGGGCCGUGACUGUUGGACUUCUUGCAGUGUCUCUUCUUGCAGUGCUUUGUACAUUGGGGAUACGCUGCAGAGCAAAAGACAACAGUGGAGCACCCAAUUGUUGUGGGACGGUGGAAAUGCGACAAGUGACAUCACCACAGGACAACGGUGGCUCGCAGGACAGUGGUGAACGUCUCCUUGGUUCGACUGGGAAUCAGUGAAGAUCCUUCUGGUACUUUUCCUUCCAGUCACACCUCUCGUACUUGCUGCUCUCCUCUUGCAUUUAGAGAAUAUAAGUGGUUGCGAGUGUUGGUCUCCACUGAAGCAAAACCAGACAGUUCCAUCUGAAAUCUGGCUAAAGAUGCACAAAAUCUGCUUUUCUGCGUAGUUCAUAUGGUCCAAUUUGUUGUGCAGGUUCAUGAUCAGUUUAUUUUUUUUAAACAAAAGUUUAUUUUUGAACAUCAGCAUCAGUUAAAGACGGUCCAAACCAUCUGGUAUGACAUGUUUGGUGUCUACAGGAACAAUUCUGCUGCUUAAAUCCUUGUAGCGACUUCAUGAAUAACUAAAGAGUGCUGAGAGGAUGAAGUUGGGCCUAGCUCUUUGUUCGACACGCUGUACAAAAGAUUCGCUGAUAUCCAAAUACCUUUCAAAAGUUUAAUAAGGAAAAAGGUUAACUUAAUAUAACGUGCACAAAAUAUAAUGAAAUGAAUCUCACAACGAUCAA
Stegastes partitus (bicolor damselfish) is the source of this 1746-nucleotide messenger RNA. Its product is annotated as CD48 antigen-like. Bases 50 to 1243 code for a protein of 397 amino acids. Lineage: Eukaryota; Metazoa; Chordata; Actinopteri; Pomacentridae. The transcript has 7 exons. The record is from RefSeq and is a predicted model, not a curated record.